UUCAAUUUCAGAACUAUUUCACGCUGGGAAGAUUUUUUACAGCAUGAUGUCACAAUCAGAACUAUUCCACGCUGGGAAGAUUUUUUUACAGCAUGAUGUCACAAUCAGAACUAUUCCACACUGGGAAGAUUUUUUUACAGCAUGAUGUCACAAUCAGAACUAUUCCACGCUGGGAAGAUUUUUUUACAGCAUGAUGUCACAAUCAGAACUAUUCCACACUGGGAAGAUUUUUUUACAGCAUGAUGUCACAAUCAGAACUAUUCCACGCUGGGAAGAUUUUUUUACAGCAUGAUGUCACAAUCAGAACUAUUCCACACUGGGAAGAUUUUUUUACAGCAUGAUGUCACAAUCAGAACUAUUCCACACUGGGAAGAUUUUUUUACAGCAUGACGUCACAAUCAGAACUAUUCCACGCUGGGAAGAUUUUUUUACAGCAUGAUGUCACAAUCAGAACUAUUCCACACUGGGAAGAUUUUUUUACAGCAUGAUGUCACAAUCAGAACUAUUCCACGCUGGGAAGAUUUUUUUACAGCAUGACGUCACAAUCAGAACUAUUCCACGCUGGGAAGAUUUUUUACAGCAUGACGUCACAAUCAGAACUAUUCCACACUGGGAAGAUUUUUUACAGCAUGACGUCACAAUCAGAACUAUUCCACGCUGGGAAGAUUUUUUACAGCAUGAUGUCACAAUCAGAACUAUUCCACGCUGGGAAGAUUUUUUACAUCACCCAGCAUGCCCAACCCAUUCAGGGUUUUACGUGAUUAGGACACAUCCCAAAUGCCAAGCGUGGUAUAACACUAACCUUGCCAUAUUGUGCGCCUCCUGCAGUCAGUGUGAUUAUACUAUAGCCAUAGUCACACUACUGCAUCUUAAAUUGCCUCAGCAUCAGAUCUACCCAGAUACCAUAGUUACUUGGGAUUCCAAUAUCUAGAGUUAAUCUAGGUUAUUCAUUCAGAAAGCCAUCUCUCUGAGAUUACAUCAAUUAUACUAGCACAGUCAAAACAUAUGUACACAGAAUAACAAAAACAUGUACCAGGGUUCACAAUAAUCACAUGGUCAUCAUUAUCGAUUGGGGGAAAAAGUGCAAGACAUGAGAAUUGUAUGACACUAGUACAAGUGUACAGUCUUUUUCCUUUUCCUAAAGUAGACAUUGACUAACCUAUAUCAGGGGUACUAAACUCUUACCCUACGAGGUCCGGAGCCUGCUGGUUUUCUGUUCUACCUGAUAAUCAAUUGCAUACCCCUGGUGUCCCAGGUCUAAAUCAGUCCCUGAUUAGAGGGAAAGAAUGAAAAAAUGCAGUGGAAUCAACUUUGAGACGGAGAAAAUGGACUCCAGAUGUCUUUAUGUGUCUUGUGUGACAGUCGAAGGUGUUGAAUACUCCAUGCUGUGUCGCUACAGCCGAGGGCUUUAUGAGGCUGCUGAACGGUGGUAAUCUAAUGAUGAUAUCUGUGUGUUUGCUCGCUCCCACUCCUCAGGAUGUCGUCCUACUCUGAUGCUGAUAAUCAGUGUCAACCGGGGGACACCAUCUGUGAGAUCACAGUGUACAAACAGGAAGUCAUCAUCGUGCCCAUCCUGCUCCUUGCGAGCUUCCUGGUCACUCUGCUAAUCGUUCUCCUGAUGAGGUGCUGCCCUGGAAAGGGAAUCCGCGGACGACCCAGCGUAAUCGUAGCCCGACCACACAGUACCAGAAGGUUGAGCAGACACACACAGAGGCAAAGUGCCAGACAGAACCUACAGGGCAUUGAGGCUCCUCCUGAGCUGAACCCACUGGAGCAUGAGGUGUUACCGAUGAGCACUCCGACCCGGCGUGACGCCCCAGACACCUUUUCUGCAGUACCGGAGAUGCCCAGAGAGGGGCAGCAUGGCUCUUUCAACCUAGUCACUCCGCUGCCCCUGUCCUUCUUUGUCAAACCGAACGACUCUGUCACCCUCUACCGGGCAAGGAUGGACAACAGAGAUGUGAUUCUACGGACACUUAAAGAGACAGCUGAUGCCAGCGAGCGCCAGUCCUUCCUGGGCUUUGCCUCCUUCCUGUCUGAGCUGGGGACCCACUCCUUCCUGCCUUGUCUGAUAGGCGUGCUCUCCCUACGUACCCCCCACAUCACCGUGAUGGAGGAACUGGAGCACAGGGACCUGCUGGGGUUCCUAUGGAGGUGUCGGCAGGACACAGGUGGGGAGUCCCCAUGCGACAUCACAGAGAAGCGUAUCUUCACCAUGGGAGGACAAGUGGCUUCUGCUCUGGAAUACCUGCAUGGUCAGAGCUGUAUCCAUGGCAACGUCGGAGCUCGGAGCGUGUUGGUUGGCAGAGACCUGACGGCUAAACUGUGGGGAUUGGGUCCAGCAUACCGCAGGAAAACACAAGCAGGAACUCCAGGAGAGCUGGAGAACACUGAGACGAGGAAGUGGCAGGCUCCAGAAGUAUUGGCCAGGAGACUUGUCAGUCAAAGCAGUGACGUCUGGUCUUUUGGUAUCCUGCUCCAUGAAAUGGUGACACUCGGUGACCCACCAUUCCCUAAAGUCAUGGCCGGUGAUCUUCUCCAAUACCUCCAGAGAGGAAAGACCCAGAAGAGACCAGCUAAUUGUUCUAACUCACUGUAUUCCAUAAUCAAGUCCUGUGGCCAGUUCGCUCCACACGAGCGCCCUGCAUUGGCUGAGGUGAUCCGGAAGCUUCAAUCAGGAGAGAAGAGUGCCAACAAUAGGCCAGUUCUUCGAGUGCCUGGGCCACUGGACAUUGAGAAGUACCUGCAUGAGGCGGGAUAUGGAGAGGCCCACAAUUACACUGUUCUCUGAUUGGCUCCUGGGCUUCUUGUUUAAAUCAAGGUCUUAAAUUCAGUGUCGCUUUUUCACAUUAUCGUGAAGACUGCUGGAAGAGCGUUUCAAAUGUCAAAAUACCAGAUCUGGUUUUUCUUUAGGUGCCAUACUAUCCUCAACACAAUGUGAGAGACUGAAGAAACACUCAGGUAUCAGAACAUAACUAUACUGAAAAAAAUAUAUAAACGCAACAUGCUACAAUUUCAACCAUUUUACUGAGUUACAGUUCAUAUAAGGAAAUCAGUCUAUUGAAAUUAAUUAAUUAGGCCCUAAUCUAUGGAUUUCACAUCACUUGGCAAGGGGCACAGCCAUGGAUGGGCCUGGGAGGGCAUAGGACCACCCACUAGGGAGCCAGGCCCAGCCAAUCAUAAUGAGUUUUUCCCCAUAGAAGGGCUUUAUUACAGACAGAAAUAAUCCUCAGUUUCAUCAGCUGUCUGGUCUCAGAUGAUCCCGCAGGUGAACAGGCCAGAUGUGGAGGUCCUGGGCUGGCGUGGGUACACGUGGCCUGCAGUUGUGAGGCCGUUUGGACUUACUGCCAAAUUCUCUAAAACUACAUUGGAGGUGGUUUAUGGUAGAGAAAUUAACAUUAAAUGAUCUGACAACAGCUCUGGUGGACAUUCCUGCAGUCAGCAUGCCAAUUGCACGUGCCCUUAGAACUUGAGACAUCUGUGUUGUGACAAAACUGCACAUUUAUAGUGCCAUUUUAUUGUCCCCGUCACAAGGUGCACCUGUGUAAUGAUCAUAAUGUUUAAUCAGCUUCUUGAUAUGCCACAUCUGUCAGGUGGAUGGAUUAUCUUGGAAAAUGAGAAAUGCUCACUAACAGGGAUGUAAACAAAUGUAUAUUUUUGUUCAGUGUAUAUACAAAACAACCUGCUUUUUCCAUGACAGACUGACCAGGUGAAUCCAGGUGAACGCUAUGAUCUUUGAUGUCAAUUGUUAAAUCCACUUCAAUCAGUGUAGAUGAUGGGGGAGACAAGUCAAAGAAGGUUAAAGAAGGAUGUUUAAGCCUUGAGACAAUUUAGAUAUCGAUUGUGUAUGAGUGUCAUUCAGAGGGUGAAUAGGCAAGACACAAAAUGUAAGUGCCUUUGAAUGGGGUAUCGUAGUAGGUGCUAGACGCACUGGUUUGUGUCAAGAAUGGCAAUGCUGGGCCUCCAGAGUGGCGCAGUGGUCUAAGGCACUGCAGUGUUAGCUGUGCCACUAGAGCUCCUGGUUCAAGUCCAGGCUCUGUCGCAGCCGGCCGCGACCGGGAGACCCAUGGGGCGGUGCACAAUUGGCCCAGCGUCGUCCGGGUUAGGGGAGGGUUUGGCCGGCAGGGAUGUCCUUGUCCCAUUGCACACUAGCAACUCCUGUGGUGGGCCAGGCGCAGUGCAUGCUGACACGGAUGCCAGGUGCACGGUUUUUCCUCUGACACAUUGGUGCGGCUGGCUUCCGGGUUAAGUGAGCAUUGUGUCAAGAAGCAGUGUGGCUUGGUUGGGUUGUGUUUUGGUGGACGCACGGUAAGGAAGUUGCCGUGAUGAGACAAGACUGUAACUACCAAUUGGAUACCACAAAAAAGGGGUAAAAGAUUUUUUUAAGAUUACAAAAAAAUAAAAGAACGACAAAGCUGCUGGGUUUUUCAUGCUCAACAGUUUCCCUUUGUGUAUCAAUAAUGGUCAACCCCCCAAAGGACAUCCAGCCAACUUGACACAACUGUGGGAAGCUUGGGGUCAACAUCCUUGUGGAACGCUUUCGGAACUUUGUAGAGUUAAUGACCCGACGAAUUGAGGCUGUUCUGAGGGAAAAAGGUGUGGGUGCAACUCAAUAUUAGGAAGGUGUUCCUAAUGUUUGGUAUAUUCAGUGUAUGUAUGUAUAUAUAUUUAUCCACUGUCUAUAUACUGAAUAUCUAUGUGGCUCCAACAGAAAACCAAAUGAACCUUCCCUGCAGGCUACAAUGCCGGUGUCUUCCAAAGCCCUACUUGGGUCUCUAUCCCACACUAGCAGAUAUAUAAUUCUACUUGUAAACUGUGGCCACUCACACUUUAUCCGUUUAAACAACCACUGUGCCAUCAGUCUGCCAUUUAAUCAAAUAUAAAUUUCUCAUCAUAAAAUCUAGCCCAGCAGGGAAGGUUAGUUAAAGGGAAAAAUCCACCAAAACAAUCUUUUGGUAUUUUCCCCUCCCCCAUUAGUCCACAUUUAAUACAGUCCCAAUAUGUUUUGCAUGUCAGCAGUUUCGAAGAUAUUAAAGUGUCACCAGCCACAUCCUCAUGAUGAUGUAUCGUACAUGUAUAUCACUUGAUUUUCCCUUUAAGGUAUGUCGUACCACAAAGCAAAGUGAUCCUUUAUUUUCUUAGUUGAGCUGGGAUCCCUGCCUAACAAAUAUGCCUUAACAAACUCAGAAGUCUUAACCAGCCAUAGGACUGUCACGUAAAGAGCACUACUAGCGAUUACACAUAAGUUCAGUCUACACAACACUCAUCACUUCAGUUGCAAAAUAAAAGCACUACCACUUCUG
This is a messenger RNA of Salvelinus fontinalis (brook trout), 5303 nucleotides long. RefSeq names its product tyrosine-protein kinase STYK1-like. The record is from RefSeq and is a predicted model, not a curated record. The transcript is spliced from 9 exons. Gene Ontology annotation, biological process: cell surface receptor protein tyrosine kinase signaling pathway; positive regulation of kinase activity; protein phosphorylation. Gene Ontology annotation, cellular component: signaling receptor complex. Gene Ontology annotation, molecular function: transmembrane receptor protein tyrosine kinase activity; ATP binding. NCBI's taxonomy places the organism in Eukaryota, Metazoa, Chordata, Actinopteri, Salmoniformes, Salmonidae. Bases 1478 to 2791 code for a protein of 437 amino acids.